This is a messenger RNA of Esox lucius (northern pike), 2279 nucleotides long. It is a transcript of the gene znf207b, whose product is annotated as zinc finger protein 207, b. NCBI's taxonomy places the organism in Eukaryota, Metazoa, Chordata, Actinopteri, Esociformes, Esocidae. Gene Ontology annotation, cellular component: nucleus. The record is from RefSeq and is a predicted model, not a curated record. The coding region runs from base 133 to 1542 and encodes 469 amino acids. The transcript has 11 exons.
AUCGACUUCCUCCAUCUGAAGAAGCGCCAUUUUCGGCGUAGUCAUACAGCAUGCCGCCAAUGUUUAUCAGAUAAUAAUAACGAAUUUCAGUGUUUAUUAUUGUCUGUUAGCUUUCCGAGUACUAUCUGAAAGAUGGGACGAAAGAAGAAGAAGCAGAUGAAGCCAUGGUGCUGGUAUUGUAAUCGAGAUUUUGACGAUGAAAAGAUCCUCAUCCAACAUCAAAAGGCCAAACAUUUUAAGUGCCAUAUAUGUCAUAAGAAGUUGUAUACUGGUCCGGGGCUGGCAAUCCAUUGUAUGCAGGUUCAUAAAGAGACCAUCGACGGCGUCCCUAAUGCCAUACCCGGAAGAGUAGAUAUAGAAUUAGAAAUCUACGGCAUGGAAGGAAUUCCAGAGAAGGAUAUGCAAGAGAGAAGACGGACGUUAGAACAAAAACAGGAAAGCCAGAAGAAGAAGCAAAAUCAGGAUGACUCUGAUGAGGACGAUGAUGAUGAUGACGCCCCAGGCCCUUCAUCAUUCCAGCAGCCGCCACAGAUGACUACUCCACAGCCCCAGGCUGGAUACGCCCCUCCCAUGUCCCAGCCAGGUAUGCCCCCAGGGGCCGGGGCUCCAGGCAUGCCCCCAGGAGGCUACUCAGGAAUGCCACCUAUGAUGCCAGGAGUCCCUCCCAUGAUGCACGGCAUGCCCCCUGGUAUGCAUGGAAUGCCCCCAGGCAUGAUGCAUGGGAUGGGGGGGAUGAUGCCUCCCAUGAUGCCAGGAAUGCCCGGGAUGCCCCCAGGAAUGCCCCCUCACAUGGGCCACCGACCCGGUCUGCCCCACAUGGCCCCGGCUCCUGCCGCCGCGGGGAUGCCCCGGCCCGCUGCCGCGACCGCAGCCCCGGCCGCCGUCACCAAGCCCCUCUUCCCCAGCGCCGUACAGAUGGGCUCUCAUGCUCCAAGCACAGCCUCUUCCAGCGUCAGUGUAGACUCUCAGUCUGCUGCCGCCUCUAAGCCUCUGUUCUCUAACUCGCCACAAGCCCAGCAGAGUGCCUCUGGAGCCGUGCCUCACAGUGUGCCCUCCACCUCCUCCGACCCUCCCAAAGCAACAUUCCCCGCCUACACCCAGUCCUCUGCCCCCUCCUCCUCCAACCCCCCCAGUAGCACUGUGGCCAAGCCCCCGGCCACAGUGACCAGUAAACCAGCCACCCUCACCACCACGAGUGCAACCAGUAAGUUGAUCCACCCUGAUGAGGAUAUCUCACUGGAGGAGCGACGUGCUCAGUUGCCCCGGUACCAGCGUAACGUGCCCAGGCAGGGGCAGGUCCACAUGUCUGCCCCUCCCGUAGCGGCCGUGGGCGGCAUGAUGCCCCCCCAGCAAGGUAUGCCCCCCCAGCAGCCCGGCAUGAGGCACCCCAUGCACGGUCAGUAUGGCGCCCCCCCUCAGGGUAUGCCUGGCUACAUGCAGGGCGGGAUGCCUCCUUAUGGACAGGGACCUCCCAUGGGGUACCAAGGAGGGCCUCCCAUGGGCAUGAGGCCCCCUGUCAUGUCCCCGGCAGGCCGCUACUGACGCAGCAGUUACGCCAGCCGCCCAGCGUCCCCUCACUAGGUUUGGAGGUUAAACCUUUUCUCACCUUGUGCUUUUUAAAACUAGCCCAAGCCAAUGAGCAGUAAGACCAACCAGUGAUGGUGAAGAAAACCACUGAUGAAACAAAUAUAUUGACACAGCACACGGACAUUUAAACAUCACAUCUUUAAUGGAGGAGAGAAAACUAACAUAGAAAAAAAAAAAAAGUAAAAACACACAACUUCAUGAUGACAACUUCACGAUGUGGUUACACAUUUGAUACAUGUAUGGUGUUUUUCUUCUCAUGUUUCACUCAGGUUUGUAGAAGUGAAGUGUGUUAAAUAUGGUUCAUAUUGUUUUGACUGCUCGCUGCUGGAGAGUAACAUGAUCGUACCGUACCGCCCCCCCCUUACAAAAAGGCAAGUUUCUCUGUAAAUAUAUACUUUUCUGUUGCGUAGAGUGUAAGUCAGUGGCGAGGCCCUCACAGCACACUUAGGUGCUGUUGGACACCCUGUCCCCAACCAUCGGGUUGGUGAGGGUCCUCCUUGAUGAUGAUGAUGAUGAUGAUUCCAACUGUUAAGUAGUCUGUCACCAGAUCCGUGGGUUGUCUGUUAGUCUCUAGCUUUAUUCUUAUUUCAGGUUUAUUACAUGAUCAAAAGGGUAACUUAAUUGUGUGGAUUUAUUAUUCUCUGUACUGUUUUAAACAAUCUAUGUUGUAAUAAAACCCACUUAAAAUCCAA